Molecule: messenger RNA, 882 nt
Organism: Fusarium mangiferae
Lineage: Eukaryota; Fungi; Ascomycota; Sordariomycetes; Hypocreales; Nectriaceae
Exons: 4
Coding region: 1-882 (293 amino acids)
Molecular function (GO): oxidoreductase activity
Source: RefSeq, a predicted model, not a curated record
AUGGCCUCUAAACUCGCUCUCGACUCGACCAGGAAGCUCAAUUCAGGCUACCAGAUCCCUCUUCUUGGCUAUGGAGUCUACAAGGUUCCCGCUGAACAAGCCCCCGAACUCUGCAAGAAGGCUAUCGAGAUAGGCUACCGCCAUAUCGACUCUGCUUCAGGGUACUACAACCAGGGCCCUAGCGCAGCUGGACUCCUAGCGUCUGGCGUGCCUCGCUCAGAGCUCUUCUUCACUACCAAGAUCUUCACCAGACAGUUUCCCUUGAACUACGAGAAUGCACACAAGCAGGUAGACAUUGCUCUCGAUGAGACGAAGCUCGAUUAUCUUGACCUUGUUCUCAUUCAUGCCCCGUAUGGUGGACCUGAUGCCCGAAAGGGUGCUUGGAGAGCUCUCGCUGAGUGCGUCGAAGCUGGCAAGGUGCGAUCUCUCGGUGUUUCCAACUACGGUGUUCAUCAUCUAGAGGAACUAGAGGCAUACAUUAAAGAACUUGAUGCCGAGCUUGGACCGGGUAAGGGAGGCGUCAUCUCGGUCGGGCAGUGGGAGGUGCACCCGUGGCUUACACGCCCCGACAUCGUUAAGUGGUGCCAGGACCGAAACAUUGCAGUUGAGGCUUACUGCCCCAUUGUUCGUGGUGAGCGAUUUGAUGACCCCAAGGUCAAGGCCCUUGCGGACAAGUAUGGUAAGAGUCCAGCACAGGUUCUUCUUCGGUGGAGCUUGCAGAGGGGUUAUGUUCCUCUGGUGAAGAGCGUAACACCCUCAAGGAUUCUGGAGAAUGCUCAAUUGUUCGACUUUGAGUUGACGGAGGAGGAAGUGAAAGAUUUGACAACUGAUGAGUAUAGCCCUUGUGCCUGGGACCCUACUCGUGAACCUCUUGAGAAAUAG